CAUACGCAGAGUUCUCUGGUUCAUUUUGAGGGAUUGAACUGACGAAGACCAGACCCCUAACCAUGAAACCCUUUUUUAAGGUCCUCGUGAUUCUGUUCUGCAUCAGCAAGGGUGAAGGCCACUGGCUGAGGUCACUGAUUGGCCAGAAGCAGAAUUCUCUUUCAUCUCAAGAUGAGAACAGAAGAAGCAGGUAUUUAACUGUAGAAGAAAUCCAGACGGAAACCUCUGGAGAUGAGCCAUCUCCCGUCCCCAUUGCCACAAUCCCAGUCCGGAUACGACGCUCGACUCCCGACUCCCAGUGCGGCCUGCGCUCCAUCUUGCUGCAGGUUCGAGACCUGGGGUUGGGCUAUGACUCGGAUGAAACUGUCUUAUUUAAGUACUGCAGCGGGACGUGUCCUCACGCUCGCUCCAACUAUGACCUCACGCUCAGCAACCUUCUCUUCAGUGGACUGCUCCCACACCCAACUCCUGGAGAGCCGUGGCAUAAUGCCCCAUGCUGCAGGCCCACCCAUUAUGAAGAUAUGGCCUUCCUCGAUAAUUCCCACCGCUGGCACAAAGUGGAGAAGUUGUGUGCUGCAGGAUGCAGCUGUGUAGAUUAAACAGUUGGAUUAAGAUGGAUUAAGAGAGCAGGUGAGAGAGAACUGAAGAUAUUUUUUGAGACAAACUUAUUUGGAGAAGAGUUAUUUACUCCAAAAUGAAAAAGAACAGAAUAACAGCUCGUGUUACUCUGAAUCAUGUUUCAAUACCAUUAAGGGUAAAGCUGAACAAAUGCUUUAAGUUGAAUUACAAGACAUUUGUAAAUAAGCUAAUAUGUAUUUAUUUAAAAAUGUUUAAAAAACCUGUAAUUAAAAAAAUAUAAAGCUCUUUAGAAAUGUCUGUUUUACAAACAAUGCUGAAUUAAGGUCUUAAAUGGUUCAGCUACUUAAAAGUGUCUAUGUAAAAACAAGAUAUUUAUUUAUUUAAUGAUUUUUUACAGAUUAAUUUAU
This is a messenger RNA of Girardinichthys multiradiatus, 986 nucleotides long. Its product is annotated as persephin. Lineage: Eukaryota; Metazoa; Chordata; Actinopteri; Cyprinodontiformes; Goodeidae. The record is from RefSeq and is a predicted model, not a curated record. Gene Ontology annotation, molecular function: receptor tyrosine kinase binding; growth factor activity; glial cell-derived neurotrophic factor receptor binding. The coding region runs from base 63 to 599 and encodes 178 amino acids. The transcript is spliced from 2 exons.